Messenger RNA from Pocillopora verrucosa, 1352 nucleotides. Lineage: Eukaryota; Metazoa; Cnidaria; Anthozoa; Scleractinia; Pocilloporidae. The record is from RefSeq and is a predicted model, not a curated record.
UAAAUGCGAGGUGACGGCCAGUAGGGAAGGAGUUUUCCACAGCGUGUUAGUCUCACAAGUUCACUUGGAGUGUGCACUAAAGGGGACUUUCCGCGGAAAGAUAUUUGCGAAGAUAUUUUUGCAGAAGCCUUAUUGUCCUUCAGACGGAGGUGCGGACCAGAAAAUCCUUGAGUGUAUAUUGAGAUCACCUGUCCUUAGCUAUAAUCAUGACAACUCCAGGAGAAGCAAGAGGGGGAUACGAGAAGUAUUUCACUGGCGGACUACACACUUUACAUGCAUCAUCAACGAAGGAAGAAAUUGAAGAAUGUUAUGAUAAGUGGGCUGACGCUUAUGACAAGGAUCUUGUGUCCGCGGGUUGCGUCAAACAUGAACCAAUGGUUAGAGUUUUCGACGAAGCAAUUAAGAUAGCCAUGCCAAACAAACCGAAAUGCCAAGUCAGAAUAAUGGACAUGGGAUCCGGGACUGGACUUCUGGGAGUGGAGCUGAACAAGAGGGGCUACACAAACGUAGACGCCCUAGAUGUCACUCAGAAAAUGUUGGAUGUAUCUAGGGAGAAGGGCGUCUACACGAAAUUUAUAUGUGCCCAUCUAACGGAGGCGCGGACCCCUGGCAUUGAGGAUGGUGAUUACAAUGCCAUAAUUUCAUCUGGAGUGGUUACAGCGGCUUACGGACAUAUUAAACCACCGGCCUUUUAUGAGAUGAUGAGAGUAAUUAGCGAUGGAGGCGUUAUCUAUUUCAACGUUCGCACCAAGGAAAUUCCUGACUUCCGACCGAGCAUGAAAGGGCUAGAAGAUAAGGGCCUGUGGACGCUUAUCAAGGAAGAACAAGUACCACAUUAUAAUAUUGAAGAUCCUGCUCUACCAAAAAGUACCACUGUAUUUGCGUUUCAAGUUCACCACAAAGAGCGCCACGCUAUUUAAUGUUGUUGCAAUUAGAUACUAGAUUUUUCGCAAGGAGGUAGUAGGAGGUACAAUAAGACUGUAUCGAAUAAUGAAAACGUAAAUGUAAGGGAUUUAAGGUCAUCGGUUUAAAGUCUGUCAGUGAGUAUACAGAGAAAUUCUCAAUUCACUGUCGAAACAUUGCUUUGGUUUUGCUUUACUAAGUUUGUGAGAUUUAAUUGGCUCUUUAAGGUGUUUUCCUUUCUUCUGAUAGGACGUACUUUUGGUUUAGGAUAAUCGAUCGAAAAGCGCUUAAGAUCAAGCAUGAACUGUCAUUCUUGUUUUUCUCGCCGUUAGAUCGUAUUUAAAACUCAUAGAUGCACUGUAAUAAAUCGAUCCUUGCUAUUUAUUUUAUUCAUUUAUUUCAUCAUAGAAAGUAGAAGCUAAGACAAAAUAAAGUAUGCUUGCUUCAGA